This is a messenger RNA of Sphenostylis stenocarpa, 1224 nucleotides long. NCBI's taxonomy places the organism in Eukaryota, Viridiplantae, Streptophyta, Magnoliopsida, Fabales, Fabaceae. The record is from the annotation of a GenBank genome assembly.
AUGACUUGGAAAAGCAGGGGAGACCUGCUUCCCAAAAGUGUCAUGUCUCAGAAAUGGGUGAUUUUUCUCUGUAUUGGAAGCUUCUGUGCUGGGAUGGUUUUCACGAAUAGGAUGUGGACUAUUCCUGAACCUAAAGGACUUGGACGGACAACAGCUAUGGAAGCGGAAAAAUUGAAUGUAGUUUCAGAGGGCUGUAAUUCAAGAAUUUUGCAAGAGAAGGAAGUGAAGCGUGAAACUAAGGGCAUCUAUAGAGAGGUUUUCAAGACACAAAAUGCCAUACAAACCCUGGACAAGACUAUUUCAAAUUUGGAGAUGGAAUUAGCAGCUGCAAAGGCAGCUCAGGAGUCUAUACGAAGUGGUGCUCCAGUACCUGAAGAUAUCAAGAUGAGUGAAUCAUCUGGUAGGAGAAGGUAUCUAAUGGUCGUAGGAAUCAAUACUGCUUUCAGCAGCAGAAAAAGAAGAGACUCAGUUCGUGAGACAUGGAUGCCUCAAGGUGAGAAAAGAAAGAAGCUAGAGGAAGAGAAGGGCAUUAUCAUUCGAUUUGUAAUUGGUCAUAGUGCCACAUCAGGGGGUAUCCUAGACAGAGCUAUUGAAGCAGAAGAUAAGAAGCAUGGAGAUUUUCUGAGACUGGAUCAUGUUGAAGGAUACCUUGAAUUAUCAGCAAAGACAAAGAUCUACUUUGCCACUGCUGUUAACUUAUGGGAUGCUGACUUCUAUAUCAAAGUUGAUGACGAUGUUCAUGUAAACAUAGCAACACUGGGACAAACUCUAGUGAGACACCGAUCAAAACCACGGGUGUACAUUGGAUGCAUGAAAUCAGGGCCUGUUCUUUCUCAAAAAGGGGUAAGGUAUCAUGAGCCAGAAUACUGGAAAUUUGGAGAGGCUGGAAACAAGUACUUCCGUCAUGCCACGGGACAGUUGUAUGCCAUUUCGAAGGAUCUGGCCGCAUACAUUUCAAAUAACAAGCACGUUCUCCACAAGUAUGCCAAUGAGGAUGUCUCCCUGGGCUCUUGGUUUAUUGGACUUGAUGUGGACCACAUAGAUGAUCGAAGACUCUGCUGUGGUACACCACCAGAUUGUGAAUGGAAAGCACAGGCAGGCAAUGUUUGUGUUGCUUCAUUUGAUUGGACUUGCAGUGGAAUUUGCAGGUCAGCUGAAAGGAUCAAGGAGGUCCACAAGAAAUGUGGAGAAGGUGAGAAAGCUUUGUGGAGUGCCUCUUUCUAG